Zymoseptoria tritici IPO323 is the source of this 1423-nucleotide messenger RNA. Its product is annotated as putative endoglucanase-4 precursor. Lineage: Eukaryota; Fungi; Ascomycota; Dothideomycetes; Mycosphaerellales; Mycosphaerellaceae. Bases 102 to 1274 code for a protein of 390 amino acids. The transcript has 3 exons. The record is from RefSeq and is a predicted model, not a curated record.
ACAGUCUCACUCGUUCCAUCCCCGUUCUCAAGCGAGCGCCACCUUCUCUCACUCUUUCGUUCUGUUCCUCACCCGAGGCCACCAUCACUCCAUCCCUCAACAUGCGUUCCUUUACCAACAUCGCUGCCAUCGCAGCCUUCGCAGCCCUCCCUCUCGUCUCAGCUCACGGCUACAUCGAGUCCGUCGCCGUCAACGGAAAGUCCUACGUCGGAACCUCUCCUGAAUGGUUCUACCAGCAGAGCAAACCGGACCGAGCUGGCUGGUACGCCAAGAACCAGGACAAUGGAUUCGUCUCGCCCAGCGCGUACACCAAUGCAGACAUCGUCUGUCACAAGAGCGCGACCGUUGGUGGAACUCCCGUUCCUGUCAGUGCUGGUGGGAAGAUGGAUAUCAAAUGGAACACCUGGCCAGACAGUCAUCACGGUCCCGUCAUCACCUACAUGGCUGCCGUUGGCGGCGACUUUCCCUCAGUCGACAAGACCAAAUUGCAGUGGUUCAAAGUCAAGGAAGGCGGCCUCGUCAGCGGCUCCAACCCUGGCACUUGGGUCACUGACCAGCUCCUCGCCAACAACUUGGUCGACUCAGUCACGGUUCCAUCGACCCUCAAAGCGGGCAACUACGUCGUCCGCCACGAGAUCAUCGCUCUUCACUCUGCUGGCCAGCAAGACGGUGCUCAGAACUAUCCUCAAUGCUUCAACGUCAAAGUCUCCGGCUCCGGCACCGUGGACCCCUGCAAUGGUGGCGGCGCGUCAUGCGCAGUCGGCACAGCGCUGUACAAAGCCAACGACCCGAGCAUCCUCAUCAAUAUCUACCAGACACUCUCGAGCUACAAGAUCCCGGGUCCGGCUCUCUACAAGGCUGCAGGCGGCAAGACCAAUACCCGUCAAAUCGUUAGCGGUGGUGAUGGUGGGAAUGGCACGGCGCCUGGUGGUGGCGACGGGUCUGUACCGCCUUUCCCUCCGAUGAUGCCUAGCAGCACCGAUGCUGGUGAGGUCCCGUUGCCGACUGUCGCUCCGACCAUGCCAGGUGGUACCGACGUUCCUGUUCCGACUAUGCCAGGCGGUACUGAUGUCCCUGCUCCGACCAUGCCAGGCGGCGUUCUUCCCACCGGAGGACCAUUACCCGGCUUUCCUCCCACCAUGCCCACUGGCGGUCCAUUUCCCUUCCCACCUCCAGGCACAGGCGGCGCACCCAUUCCAACCGGCGCUCCUUUCCCUGGACUCCCGAUUUGGACGUGGAAGCCGAAACAUGUCGCUGUUCCGUUCACGGCCUAGAUGGCUGUGAGAGCCGACGAGGAGAGAGGUGCAGGAAGUGGAGAGUGCGUGGAAUGUUGCUGGCCGACAUGGGUGAAUAACAGGACUGUGUCUGUCGUUACAAUGGUAUCGUAGAGUAUCACACAAAACGCAAGGAGUAUCAGGAACUG